Daphnia magna is the source of this 3566-nucleotide messenger RNA. Its product is annotated as peroxidase. Gene Ontology annotation, biological process: response to oxidative stress. The transcript has 15 exons. The record is from RefSeq and is a predicted model, not a curated record. Gene Ontology annotation, molecular function: heme binding; peroxidase activity. NCBI's taxonomy places the organism in Eukaryota, Metazoa, Arthropoda, Branchiopoda, Diplostraca, Daphniidae. Bases 308 to 3445 code for a protein of 1045 amino acids.
CCUCAAGUUUCCUUCAGUUUUCGUUCGUUCCCCAAAGUGCCAACAGUCACAUUGCUCGACACGUCGACUAUUUUUUAUUUCAUUCUCCUGAAUCCCGGUGACCUUUGGGUUUUUUUCAUAACUUAAAAUCUUAGCUUCCGUUAAAAGACCCCAAGGGUUCUUUUCCGUGCAGGCUCCACCCAUGCUAACUUUGUAAAAAAUUGCCAUUUCGCGAGUCUUCCGCAUUGAGGACAAUCAAAGGUGAACUAGCAACUGGCUUGGUAACAACUUCACUAUCAAAACUACGUUCAUUAUUGACCACAUUCAGAUGACUCCCUCUGUAUCUGUAAUCUGCGUCAUUUUGAUGCUCCUGAACUCGCUUUCAUCUGCCAAUGGCAAUAGCGGUUGGAGCGAUGGCGGUGGGGAUGUCAAAUGGCGUAUGGAUUGUGAUUUUCCCGGCUUCGACAUUGAGAAAAUCGAAAGUCCAGGGGAGCAGUGUGGCACGAUUUGCAUAGCCAAUCCCCAGUGUACUCACUUUACUCAUGCGAGCGGGCAAUGUUUUUUGAAAGCUGCACCUUUAUCAACGCCUCACAUUUCCCUCCAGCCCGACCGCAAUGCUAUGUGUGGCUUUGUCCCCUGGAAAUUUCAGCCAGGGAGAGACCAUUGGAACACUGACAAAGGUGGUCUCAAAUGGCUUCUGAAUUGCGACUUUUUCGGCAACGACAUUGGACAACAAGCCGGUACUGGAGAACAAUGUGGCAGUCUCUGCCUGGCCAAUCCCGAAUGCAGCCAUUUUCGUUUCAUCCACGGGAUUUGUUUCAUCAAAAAGGCACCACCAUCCACGCAACGAACAGCGACUAACGGUGGCAUGUGUGGUUUCGUGCCCUGGAGAAAAAGCUCUUGCCCAAAUGUUGGCGGUUUGGAGUCGACAUGCAGACCACUUGUUGAAUGUGCUGUCUGGUACGAUUUGCUUCUGACCACACCCGGAACAUCCUGCAUCUUAUCUGACGGGAAAACCCCUGGGGGCUGUUGUCCUGGUCUUCUACAAAACAGACACAAUGGCCAAUAUUUCGAACAGCCCAGUUACGGGACGAAUCACGAUUUACAGUUGGAGUCCAACCUUCAAUCUCAACUGGGUGCUGCGCAACAGGCCAGUCAUGUCCUGUUUCAGUCACUGGGCACAACAGAGAAAGAACUCAUCGAUAAUAAUAUCGUGGUAAUGCCGGGCUCUGCUUCUGCGGCGCAUUCACUCUUCUUCCACACGACACACGAGACGCAGAAAAUCAAUCUUGAAUCACUGGUUGACGUUUACACAGCCCAAGAGCUUGUCAAGAGGGUAAGACUUGAACCGAAUCAAGUGGCUUCUGCGUUGAGUCGAUUCAAGAUCCAUUGUCCAGCUGGGCCUGUUUGCAGUGAUGCAACAAGGCAUUCUCCUUUUCGAACAUUAGAUGGUUCGUGCAAUAACAUCCAGCAUUCGACUUGGGGCAAGUCUCGCACCCAAUUCCAACGCAUCCUCUUACCACUUUACGCCGAUGGUGUGCGAGAACCACGACGAGCCAAAAGUAAUAACGAACUACCAAGUGCUCGUCUUGUGUCCACGUCCAUCAUCCGCGAUAACAACGAUCACGUCCAUUCGUCAAAUACUUAUUGGGUCACACAAUUUGGUCAGUUUAUCGAUCACGACAUCACGCAAAAUGUCCAAUCUAAAAUGGACAACUUGACGGAUAUCGAGUGUUGUACGCCAAACGGACAAUUCAUUGACGAAGACUUGGUCCAUCCUGAAUGCAAUCCAAUCAAAAUUCCCCAAAACGAUCCGUUUUUCUCCAAGUUUGGUCGACGUUGCAUGUCGUUUGUGCGUUCAGCUCCCGCACGCAGGUCCGACUGCAGAUUGGGCUACGCCGAACAGAUGAAUGACAACACUCAUUUCUUGGACGCAUCGCAAGUGUACGGCUCCGAUGAGAAACACGCCAAACAAUUGCGAUCGACAACCGAUAAAGGCCGACUCGACGUGACUCACAAAUGGAAAUUGCCAGCUGGUCAUCACCAGAUGGACUUGCUACCGCCCGAUAACAGCGUCAAAGAUCCUUGCACGUUAUCCAAAGCAGUGUCAGGCGUCGACCGACCCAAACACGUCAAAUGCUUCAACGCAGGUGACCCAAGAUCGAACGUCACGCCGAAUUUGGCAGUCUCCCACACUGUUCUGUUGCGCGAGCACAACCGAAUCGUGAUGGUCUUGUCCGGCCAGAACAUGCACUUGAAUGACGAGCAACUCUACCAGGAAGCUCGACGUAUUCUAAUCGCUCAAAUGCAGCACAUCACUUACAACGAAUGGCUGCCCAUCGUGAUCGGCAAGAGUAAAAUGCAACAGCUCGGUCUCCUCCCACUUCACAAUGGAUUCAGCCGGGAUUACGAUGCCAAAGUCAAUCCAUCCAUCGUGAACGAAUUUGCCGGUGCAGCUUUCCGGUUCGGUCAUUCGCUCGUCCAAGGAAUCCAUCUUUUGUUUAAUCGUGAGAGGAAACGUGCAGAUUCGAUUCGUUUGAGCCAACACUUUUUCAAAUCGCAAACCGUGUACACGCCUGGCAAUUUGGAUAAAUUUCUAAUCGGUUUGGCCACUCAACCCGACCAGCAGGUGGACAACAUCGUUACCGAAGAGUUAACGAAUCACUUGUUCGAAGAGGAAGGCAAAGGUUUCGGUUUAGAUUUGGUGUCUAUUAACAUUCAACGAGGCCGCGAUCACGGUAUACCUGGAUACAAUGCUUAUCGCGUCCUGUGCGGCCUUAAAAAGGCACACAGUUUCGACGAUCUUCACGAUCACAUUUCUCGUCAGAUUGUAGACCAAUUCAAAUCGCUGUACGAGUCCGUCGACGACAUCGACCUGUUUAUGGCAGGCAUAUCCGAGCAUCCGGUUGCAGAUGCUCUGGUUGGUCCAACUUUCCAGUGUCUCAUAGCCGAUCAGUUUUUAAAACUCAAACGGGGCGACCGCUAUUUUUACGAUCUCGGUGGACAAUCCGGUUCAUUCACUGCAGAGCAAUUAAAGGAAAUCCGAAAAACGAGUCUAGCCCGUCUCGUCUGCGACAACAGCCACGUCAAAACUAUUCAACCAUCGCUCUUCAAAUCCGUCUCUAACCUCAACCCGAUCGUGGACUGUGAUUCGCCAUCGAUUCCUCGUCUUGAUCUCGCUGCAUGGAAAUUCGGAUCCCCUCAGGUUCAUGGCGAAAACGAUCGAGCCAAAUGGCACAUCGGCGACGGCGAUGUCGCUUGGCUUCCCGAUUGCGAUUUUCCCGGUGGUGACAUCGGAAAUGAGAUGAUCGAAGGGGAAAAAUGCGGCCGAUUGUGCAUCGACACGAGUGGAUGCAACGCCUUCGGUCAUCAUCACGGCCGCUGUUGGUUGAAAACGAUUCCGUCAACGCAAGGACGAUCGGCUGCCGAGGGCGGCGUUUGUGGUUUCCUUCCCUGGAAAUUUUGAUUCUGAACGUCGUCGUUGAGGUCGUUUUUAUUUUACCUUCUCACCUGUCAACUUUGCCAGUGCCAGUAAAACCGUGUAUUCAACCCACAUUUCUUGUAAUGUCAAUACAACAACAACGGCC